Xyrauchen texanus (razorback sucker) is the source of this 4550-nucleotide messenger RNA. Its product is annotated as dyslexia-associated protein KIAA0319-like protein. The coding region runs from base 288 to 3245 and encodes 985 amino acids. Gene Ontology annotation, cellular component: plasma membrane; cytoplasmic vesicle. The record is from RefSeq and is a predicted model, not a curated record. NCBI's taxonomy places the organism in Eukaryota, Metazoa, Chordata, Actinopteri, Cypriniformes, Catostomidae. The transcript is spliced from 22 exons.
GCAUGUAUCCGUGUGAAAGUGUAAUUGCGAGAGAUUACUGACCCAGAUCAGGAUGAAAACAGAUUCUACUGUAAGGGUCUAAUGUCAUUUCGUGCGACAACAAUCUGACUGACACUGAGCAGAAGUCCCACAGACUACCACAGUAUUAAGUAUUCAUUGUGGUGCCAUGCUGCUGUGGGCUCAGGCGGUGUUUGUGUGGAUGACUCUUCAUCUGUCUACUCACAUCUCAGUCCAUUUUCCUCCCAAAAUCACUGUUUUCUGUAAAGGUCCUUGCUCUUAGUUGAAAGAUGCCCAAUGCAGAGUUGAGGAUGCACAGGGGGAACUCCUUCCCCUGGAAAUUGCAAAUGCAGUCCAGACCUUCCCUGUACCUGGCCUGUCUUUAUUUCCUCUGCCCUGUUACUGGGGUUUCAUCAAGCAUUUGCACAGUAACAGGAGGUGUACUGGGCAUCCACUGGAGCAGCGUUAUUGGUCUUGGCUGGCAGCCGCUGGCGAUGGACCAGGGAGGGCCUCGGUGCUGGGAAUCAUGCUGCCUGAAUCCCUCCUGUGGUGCUGUGUGGAGCCUCGGUGGCCGCUGUGUGUUACUGGCCUGUGCUCAAUCAGAAGGCUGCUCCAUCACGUCGCUCCCACAGCCUCCUAUAGAAUCUCUGGGGCUUUUGCAGCAGCUCAACAAGAGAAUGCGCAGGAGGAGGAAAGCACGCCAUGUUCAGGAUGUCAGAGACAUUAGGGAGACCGAGCGUGACAUUUCACAGGUCCAGUCUGUACAUCCCACAGCAUCGUUGACUACAACCAAAGGUCUGGCUCCUGCACAUACAGCAGGUGAAACCCUGAUCCAGUCCACCAGUGGCAGUGGAGAACAGGUGGAUCUCUCAGCAUCUGAGCAUAGUUCAACAUUGGCAGCAGACACUACGGAUCAUUCAGAAUCCAACAACAGUAAUCAGUUACCACAAGCCACAUCUGACACCCAUUCAGUGGCUCCACCAACAACACCAGCUGUGCGGCAACUAGUUGUAUCUGCUGGCAACAGUGUGGAGGUCACUUUACCGCGCAAUGAGGUGGAGCUGAAUGCUUUUGUAGUGCCAGCACCCCCUUCAGGUACUGCUCUAAAGACUAACUAUGCCUUUGACUGGCGUUUGAGGACACAUCCAAAAGACUAUAGUGGAGAGAUGGAGGGUAAACGCAGCAAGACACUCAAGCUCAGUAAGCUGACAGUGGGUCUGUAUGAGUUCGAGGUGGUAGUGGAUGGUGAUGGGGCACAUGGGGAAGGAUACGUCAACGUUACUGUCAAACCAGAGCCAAGAGUGAACAAGCCACCUGUUGCUGUGGUUUCCCCAAAGUAUCAGGAAAUCUCCUUGCCAACAAGUUCCACUGUGAUUGAUGGCAGCCAGAGUACUGAUGAUGAUAAAGUGAUGUCAUGGCAUUGGGAGGAGGUGAAGGGGCCACUUCGAGAAGAAAAGGCCUCCGGUGAUACUGCCAUUCUCACCCUGAACAACCUGGUUCCUGGCAACUACACCUUCAGUCUCACAGUGACUGACUCAGACGGAGCUCAGAAUUCAACCCAAGCCAUGUUAUUAGUCAACAAGGCCACGGACUACAGGCCUACAGCUAAUGCUGGACCCAACCAAGUGAUCACACUGCCAAGAAACUAUAUCACACUGUAUGGCAACCAAAGCACUGACGACCAUGAGAAUCUGUCCUAUGAGUGGUCACUCAGCCCUGAGAGUAAGGGCAAAGUGGUGGAAAUGCAGGGCGUGAGGACGCCCAUUGUGCAGCUUUCUGCCAUGCAGGAGGGCGAUUACACCAUUCAGCUGACUGUCACUGACCUGUCUGAGCAGCAAGACACGGCUCAGGUCACGGUCAUCGUCCAGCCAGAGAAUAACAAGCCCCCUGUAGCGGAUGCAGGUCCAGACAAAGAACUCACGCUGCCUGUCGAUCGGACCACGCUGGAUGGCACCAAGAGCAGCGAUGACCAAAAAAUCAGCACGUAUCACUGGACAAAGACCAAGGGCCCGGAUGGGGUGAAAAUUGAAAAUGCAGACACUGCUGUUGCCACGGUGACAGGUCUGCAGGAGGGCGAGUACAUUUUCAUGCUGACUGUGAGGGAUGAAAGGAAACUGGAGAAUUCUGAUAUAGUCUCUGUCAUUGUCAGGGAAGAGGAUGACCAGCCGCCCAUUGCCAAGGUUCUGUCUAGUCCUCCAAUCACUCUACCCAUCCGCACUGCAGUUCUGGAUGGUUCCCGAUCAUCAGAUGAUAACGGUGGUAUCAGCUUCCUCUGGAGCCGAGAAGACAGUAGCCCAGCAGCAGGGGAUAUCCUGAAUAACUCUGACCAUCAGGCAGUGCUUUUUCUUAGUAAUCUGGUGGAAGGGAAAUACACUUUCACACUGACUGUGACAGACAGCAAAGGAAAGACCAGUACUGAUAGAGGCACUGUGGAGGUUCGAGCAGAUGCCUAUGAUCGAGACUUGGUGGAGCUGAUCCUGGAAGUUGCUGUGACCCAGGUGUCUCGAAGACAGAAGGAUAUGUUGAUCCGCCAGGUUGGGGUCCUCCUGGGCGUCCUGGACAGUGACAUCACUGUGCGAGAGAUUAAUGCCUUCAAUGAGCGCAGCACCCGCCUGGUAUUUCUUGUGUCUGGAGGCCCUGGACGACCCCCCUUGUCUGGCCAUAGUGUUGCUAUGGAACUACGCAACAAACUUCGCAAGCAAAAAAAUGACUUCCUUAUCUUUAAGGCCCGACGGGUGGACACAGUCAUCUGCCAGCUGAACUGCUCCAGUCAUGGGGACUGCGAUUCCUUCACCAGACGCUGUGUUUGCCACCCAUUCUGGAUGGAGAAUUUAUUCAGAAUUUAUCUUGGUGAUGCCGAAAGCAACUGUGAAUGGAGUGUUUUAUAUGUGACUAUCGCAUCAUUCAUGAUCAUGGUUGCCAUAGCAACUGUAGUCUGGGGUAUGGUGUGCUGCUGUAGAAGAAGGAAAAACAAAGCAAGACGAAGGAGUCGUUACAAAAUGCUGGAGAGAGAUGAGCAAGAGCCUCUGGAAUUAAAGAUACCAAGAGCAGGUCGCUUGAAGCCAGUUCCAGCUCCCACCUCUUCGGCACUCAUGCUCUCAGAUUCCGAUCUGGAAAGUGAGGACGGCCAGGCAGGCAUCCCUUGGGCUGACAGAGAGCGUGGAAAACUCCUGCCACCUCAAAAUGGAUCUGUUCGCAAUGGCCAAGGCCCCCAUAAACCUAAAAUACAAAGGGAGGCGCUGCUUUAACGAAAGGAAACCUCACUAUUGCACCAACACACUGUUCACCCCUCAUCAAGGUGUCUCUAAAGACAAGUUUUAUUUUAAAAAGAACCUGAAGGACUUAAAGGUGACCCCUGACACUGCUUCCCAGGGUUGAAUCCCUACCCAUUCUGAGCCAAACUGAAAAUAUAUUCAUACCCCAAUGGUGGAAAGAGAUCGAAAUAUUUCUUUAAUAACAGGGAAUUUAUCUCUUGGCUUCUGUCUGUACAGAACUUGCCAAAUCUGUAGAGCCACACACCUCAAAAGACAUUGAGAAUGUAUUUGCUUAACUGCUGAGAGAUACGUAUUGUACAGAUGGCAACUGGAAAAGGUUUUGCGUGUCAAAGUAGCUCUCUUAUGACUACUUCUUCCAACAACAAUGUUACACAGAGAUAACUGAGCCUGCCACUGUCCUCUCCCUACAAGGCUUCCUGAUACAGCAGCCUGUCACUUCCAAAUGCUGCCCGGCACGCUAGUUGAGUUUUCUGUGGUAAUAAUGCAGACAGUGAGUCCUAACAAUGCCAAGUUGUGUGACUGCAUGAGAAGGGUUUUUUUCAUUGGUUAUUUUUUAUUUAGUUUGCAUGUAUUAAAUUGAGAAUGUGUGUGCUAAGUUUGUGUCUCUUUGGUCUUGUUGGCUGUAUGUGUGUGUCUGAGGUGGGUUUUGCUACUUUUAACACCCCUGGAUUAUAUGGAAGUCUGCAGCAUAAAAGCCAUGAUUUUCAAUGUUAGGAAGAGGCAUAUCUUACACUGGGUAAUGUGUUGGAUGUUACACUGGGGACGAUCACUUGAUUCACGCUCCUUUCUUCACUGUUCUUGAGAAUGGAUAUGACUAAAAGGGUCUGACUUGCUCCUCACCUCAACAUCUCAAACCCAGAUGUCCUUUUACAGUCAUGUCAGUUUUUAAUUUAUUUUAAUAGCAAACCUUAUACAGGUUUUGUUUCUCCUGGCUUGCAUUGGAACUGUAUGUUUCUCUUUUUGGUUUUCUGAUAUUGCUUAUUGACUAGAAAUGUUCUGUCUGUUUUAAAAUAAGUUUCUGCUCAGCCUUUUGUGAUGAGGCACUCCAAUUCUAAUGUUCCUUGUAUUGGUUUGUUAUGAAGGUCUGAAUGUUAACUACAUGAUGUGUGUGUGCAAUCUCCCACAUGUCUUGUACAUUGUGAAUGCAUGGGUGUUUGAACCCCCUAUGCCAGAGACUGGAAAAAAAUGAAGGGAUUCCUUUGAUUUUGAUUUUUCACUAAAAACAAAAAUGAAGUAUUCAAUUUCAUGUGACUUCUAAAACAACUUGAUUAAAUAAAA